Molecule: messenger RNA, 972 nt
Organism: Setaria italica (foxtail millet)
Lineage: Eukaryota; Viridiplantae; Streptophyta; Magnoliopsida; Poales; Poaceae
Product: universal stress protein PHOS34
Exons: 3
Coding region: 215-721 (168 amino acids)
Source: RefSeq, a predicted model, not a curated record
UGUCACACGGAGACGGGGACAGCCAGCCAGGCGCCGUGGCAGCCCGUGCAGAGCACCUAGCCGCGGGCUUCUCCCCCUGUUUUAAAGCAGGCCUCUCCCCUCAGCCCCUUCUCAUCGUCAUCGCCAUCGAUAGCAGCAUCCAAUUCUUGUGCGACCCGCUCCGCUCCCCCCCAACAACAAUUCGUCCAGCGAUCCUCGUGCUCAGUUCUCCAGCAUGGCAUCCGCCGCUCCCCCCGCCACCGCCGCCGCCGGAGCCGGGCGCCGCAUCGUGGUGGCCGUGGACGAGGGCGAGGAGAGCGUGCACGCGCUCACCUGGUGCCUCGCCAACGUCGUCUCCCCGGCGGGCGGCGACACGCUCGUCCUCGUGCACGCGCGCCGCUCGCGCCCCGUCUACGCCGCCAUGGACAGCGCAGGGUACAUCAUGACCUCGGACGUGCUGGCGAGCGUUGAGAGGCACGCCACCGCCGUCUCGGCGGCGGCCGUCGACAAGGCAAAGCGCAUCUGCGCCGAGCACCCGCACCUGGCGGUCGAGACGCUGGUGGAGAGCGGGGACCCGCGGGACGUCAUCUGCGACGCCACCGACAAGGUGGGCGCCGACCUGCUCGUCAUGGGCAGCCAUGGAUACGGCUUCAUCCAGAGGGCGUUCCUGGGCAGCGUCAGCAACCACUGCGCGCAGAACUGCAAGUGCCCGGUCCUCAUCGUCAAGAGGCCUAAGGAGUAGUAGAAUGACAUCCUUGCAAUGCAAUGCUGCAGCUUGCGAGCCUGUGGCAUCAACUAUAUGUAAAUAUAUAUUUUUUCUCUUCACAUGCCACUGGUUUCUUGUUCAAGAACAUGAUCCGAGCGCUUCAGCUUUCUGUCAGUUGUUGUGCUGCAUAUUCUCUUCUGGAAUCUGAGCGCAAAGUGGUUACUCUCCAGCCGCAUUGCAGCUGGAGAUGCAGCAUCUCCAAGAUACUGUUUCUUCUAACACGAUAA